UAAGGCGGUAGAGCAAUUUAAUGUGUUGUACAAGUAUAUAACAAUAACUAAACAAAAAAUCUUUAAAUAUUAAAGAAACAACACAUCCAACAACUUUGACACUCCGUUUACCAAUCUAGAGAGAGAAUCUAGAGAGAGAAACACCAUUCCAUUGCCAUGGGUAGAGGAAGAGUAGAGCUGAAGCGAAUAGAGAACAAGAUAAACCGGCAGGUCACCUUCUCGAAACGUCGAAACGGUUUGCUUAAAAAAGCUUACGAACUAUCCGUCCUCUGCGAUGCCGAAGUCGGCCUCAUCAUCUUCUCCAGCCGCGACAAACUCUACGAGUUUGGCAGCGUCGGUGUCAUGAAAACCCUUGAACGUUAUCAACGUUGCUGCUUUAAUCCUCAAGACAACAACAAUGAACGUGAAACACAGAGUUGGUAUCAAGAGGUUUCCAAGCUAAAAGCCAAGUUCGAAUCGCUUCAGCGCACACAAAGACAUUUACUUGGGGAAGAUCUUGGACCACUUAGUGUCAAGGAACUACAUAAUCUUGAAAAACAACUUGAGGGGGCUCUUACUCAAGCUAGACAAAGAAAGACACAAAUCUUGGUAGAACAGAUGGAAGAGCUUCGCCGCAAGGAACGCGAACUUGGAGACAUAAACAAGCAUCUAAGGAUCAAGGUCUCACACGAGAUGACAACGUUUGAGACAGAUCAAGGUCAGGGCUAUAGGGCACAACUUCCAUGCCCAUGGAACUCUGGUGUAUCUCCUGGUAACAACAACAACACAUUCCCAAUGCACCAAUCUCACUCCAAUCCUAUGGAUUGUCAACAAGAACCCAUCUUGCAAAUAGGGUAUAACCAGUUUAUGCAUGAGGAAGGACCAUCAGUUCAGAGGAGCAUGGUUGGAGAGAGUAGUAUGCAAGGCUGGGUUAAUCUUUGACCAUUAUUCUAUGUAAGGUCUUCUACGUCAGCAGCAUCUUAUUUGUAAUAAUAUUGAUGAAGACUUAUUUGGUAGGAUGUUUUUGUGAUAAUUUGCAAUGUGUUUGCUAACAUUAAUUAUAAUAUAAGGGUGUAAUAUUAUAUACAUAUUCAGAUAUUCUAA
Molecule: messenger RNA, 1083 nt
Organism: Helianthus annuus (common sunflower)
Lineage: Eukaryota; Viridiplantae; Streptophyta; Magnoliopsida; Asterales; Asteraceae
Product: agamous-like MADS-box protein MADS3
Exons: 9
Coding region: 157-921 (254 amino acids)
Biological process (GO): positive regulation of transcription by RNA polymerase II
Cellular component (GO): nucleus
Molecular function (GO): RNA polymerase II cis-regulatory region sequence-specific DNA binding; DNA-binding transcription factor activity, RNA polymerase II-specific; protein dimerization activity
Source: RefSeq, a predicted model, not a curated record